Messenger RNA from Oncorhynchus kisutch (coho salmon), 7755 nucleotides. RefSeq names its product membrane-associated guanylate kinase, WW and PDZ domain-containing protein 1. Gene Ontology annotation, biological process: signal transduction. Gene Ontology annotation, molecular function: protein binding. The transcript is spliced from 24 exons. Lineage: Eukaryota; Metazoa; Chordata; Actinopteri; Salmoniformes; Salmonidae. Gene Ontology annotation, cellular component: cytoplasm; cell-cell junction. The record is from RefSeq and is a predicted model, not a curated record. The coding region runs from base 558 to 4475 and encodes 1305 amino acids.
UGAAUCCCCUUUACUAUCAGCAGAACCUGAUUGCAGGAACAAAAUAGUAUAAAUUGUUAUGCUACCUGCUUAAAGGCACAGAGGGCUGAGUGAACAGCUUUCUCAACUCAUAGGACAGGUAAAAGUAGCUGUUUCUGGAAGGAUAUUCUUGAAUAAUAAAUGGGGGAUCAAAAGUAUUGUGGCAGGAGAUUAGACAUAUGCGGGGUCUUGCCGUAGGCUAACAUAUUAUUAUUAUUAGUGAAAGUAAAGCGGACAAUCUAGAGAUCGGACUAGAUCAACUCUUUGGAUCAAGAUAGCAUGCAUGUUAUUAAAGAUGGGAAGCCAACAACAACAUCUGAGUAUUUGAUCUUAAUAUGGGAAUAGGAUGUGUAGCCCGGACAGCUGCGUAAGAGGAACAUUAUGCCUUAGGUGAAAAGAAGAACGAAAAUGAUCCAACCUGGAGUCACGUUCAAACAACCGAAAGUGUUCUGUGUUUCGAAAGCAAGCGUGUGUGUUAUGUAUCACCUGUUUUUUUAAUAAUCCUAUGGAACUAACGGUUUUCGUCUGGAUCCUUCACCAUGUCAAAAGUAAUUCAGAAGAAAAACCACUGGAUCACCAAAGUUACCGAGUGCGCUGUGAGUCGGGAUGCUCGCGGGGAGCUGAAUGUGGAGCUGCGCGGCGGUGCGGAGAAUGGAGAGUUUCCAUACAUCGGGGAAGUUAGAGAGGAUGUUUUGGUUUAUAAAAACGGACAACUGUCUGAGGGGGAGUUACUGCUGGAAGUUGGGGGUUUGUCGGUGUCUGGAUUGCCACUCUAUGACGUCUUGAUUGCGAUGAAUCGUUGCAAGGGUCCCGUCAGGUUGAAAACUGUCCGACAAGGUAACAAGCUGAACAAGGACUUGAAGCUCUACCUGAGCCUGAGGUUUCAGAAGUCCUCCCCCGACCAUGAGCUCCAACAGACCAUCAGAGCUAACCUCUACCACCAUGCUAUGCCUUGUACGACACGCCCCCCUCGAGACGGGGAGGUCCCCGGGGUUGAUUACAACUUCCUGUCUGUGGAGGACUUCUUGAACCUUGAGCAGAGUGGAACACUACUGGAAAUAGGAACGUUUGAAGGUAACUAUUAUGGGACGCCUAAGCCGCCGAGGCAGCCCGUGGUUGGGACAGUGAUUCUCAGUGAUGCUGUGCUCCUCAACGGCCCUCCAGGCUCCCAGCAGUCCACUCCCAAGCGCACCAAGUCCUACAAUGACAUGCAAAACGCCCAAGUAGUACCUGCUGACUACGAGGAUGACGACCAGGCCACAGAAAUGAACAACAGUUUUACAGGAUCCUUAGUUCGUAGUCUCUUCCCCUCUCCCUUGUUGUGCACAGGUAACCCUAGCGACCAGGACGAGAGCUGCGGUGGUGUUCUACGGCCGUACCCCGCGCGCGAGAACGCUCCGUCCUAUGGUCUGAACAACGUGGCCGCAUCCACCUCGGACAGCGGGCAGCAGACACACGCCCAGCCCCAGGCCUCCCCAGAAGAUCCCCUAGGACCCCUGCCAGGCAACUGGGAGAUGGCCUACACCGAGAACGGAGAAGUCUACUUCAUAGACCACAACACAAAGACCACAUCGUGGAUCGACCCUCGCUGUCUGGAGAAACCUCUAAAACCUCUGGAAGAGUGUGAGGAUGAUGAAGAAGGGGUACAUACGGAGGAACCGGACAAUGAGCUAGAGCUGCCUGCUGGAUGGGAGAAGAUAGAUGACCCAGUGUAUGGGGUUUACUACGUAGAUCACAUCAACAGGAAGACCCAGUAUGAGAACCCCAUAGUGGAGGCUAAACGCAGGAUGCAGCUGGAGCAGCAGCAGCCGCAGCCUCCUGAAGGUGAGCGGUACAUUCGAGAGUGGAUAGAGGAACACUCCUCAGCUGGUGCUCCCCUGGCCGUCUAUGCCAGUAACCACCUGGAGACAUACCGUGACCCCCAGGACCCGCCCCCACUGCCCCCUCCCCCAGGAGGGACCAAACGAGGGAAGCCGUUCUUCACACGGAACCCAGCAGAACUGAACGGAACCUUCAUCAACACCAAACUGAAGAAGAGCCGCCGUGGGUUCGGCUUUACCGUCGUCGGGGGCGACGAGCCGGAUGAGUUCCUCCAGAUCAAGAGUCUUGUCCUGGACGGUCCUGCUGCUGUGGAUGGGAAGAUGGAGACAGGUGAUGUCAUAGUGAGUGUGAAUGACAUCAUCGUGCUUGGCUACACCCACGCCCAGGUGGUGAAGAUCUUCCAGUCCAUCCCGAUCGGCUCCAUGGUGGACCUGGCCCUCUGCCGCGGCUACCCCCUGCCCUUUGACCCCGACGACCCCAACACCAGCCUGGUGACCUCUGUGGCCAUCCUGGACAAGGAGCCCAUCAUCGUCAAUGGCCAGCAGAGCUAUGACUCCCCGUCCAGCCACGGCAGCCAGACCGGAGGCCCCGUUAACGGGAUGAGGGAGCCGCGGGCCCUCAGCCCCUCGGCGGAGGUGGCGUCGAACGGCUCACACGGCUACUCCUCCAGCGAUGUGGUCACCCUGGCGUCGUCCAUCGCCGGGCAGCCCGAGCUGAUCACGGUGCACAUGGAGAAGGGCGAUAAGGGCUUUGGGUUCACAAUCGCUGACAGCUUGACGGGUGGGGGUCAGAGGGUGAAGCAGAUUGUGGACUACCCCCGCUGCAGGGGCCUGAAGGAGUCAGACAUUCUGAUGGAGGUGAACAAGAGGAACGUCCAGAACAUGACUCACAACCAGGUGGUGGACCUGCUCAGCAAGUGUCCCAGAGGCAGCGAGGUCACCAUGCUGGUGCAGAGAGGAGUGGUGCCAGCCAAGAGGAGCCCCAAGCUGGUGCAGCAGCUGGAGAGGAAGGACAGUCAGAGCAGCUCCCAGCACAGUGUGUGCAGCCAUCGCAGCACCCACACAGACUCUCCCAGCCACCCCUCCUCCAACAUGCCCAGUGAGGCCGUAGGCCCCCCAACGGCCGCCCCCACUCAGCUGCUGCCUGGCCUGCCUCCCCUGCCCACCCAGGACCCUGGAGAUGGUACCAUGACCCUCCAGAAGAAGCCAGACCCCUUCAAGAUCUGGGCCCAGUCCAGGAGCAUGUAUGAGAGCAGACAGCCAGAUUGCCAGGAGCAGGAGAUCUUCCUGUGGCGGAAGGAUACAGGUUUUGGGUUCCGCAUCCUGGGAGGAAAUGAGGCCGGAGAGCCGAUCUACAUUGGGCACAUAGUGAAGUAUGGAGCAGCAGAUGAGGACGGGCGUCUGCGUUCGGGGGAUGAGCUCAUCUGUGUGGAUGGCACGGCGGUGGUGGGCAAGUCUCACCAGCUGGUGGUGCAGCUGAUGCAGCAGGCCGCCAAGCAGGGCCACGUCAACCUCACUGUCCGACGCAAAAGCUCAGGAUACGGAGUGGGUAAAGGGGAGGGUGAUGUGCCCCCAUCCCCGGCCUCGUCGCACCACAGCAGCACCCAGGCCCCCUCCCUGACCGAGGGCAAGCGAACCCCCCAGGGCAGCCAGAACUCCCUCAACACAGUCAGCUCCGGCAGUGGCUCCACCAGUGGGAUCGGCAGUGGGGGAGGAGGGGGCUCCGGCAGUGCUGUGGUCCCCGCAGCCCUGCAACCAUAUGACAUGGAGAUCCAACGCGGAGAGAACGAGGGCUUCGGAUUCGUCAUUGUGUCGUCGGUCUCCAGGCCUGAUGCUGGGACUACUUUGGCUGGAAAUGCAUGUGUGGCCAUGCCCCACAAAAUAGGGCGCAUCAUUGAGGGGAGCCCUGCGGACCGCUGUGGGAAACUGAAGGUGGGCGACCGCAUCCUGUCCGUCAACGGCUGCUCCAUCACCAACAAGUCCCACUCGGACAUCGUCAACCUGAUCAAGGAGGCCGGGAACACCGUCUCUCUGAGGAUCAUUCCGGGUGACGAGUCCUCCAACGCGUCUCUGUUGACCAAUGCUGAGAAGAUUGCCACCAUCACCACCACGCACACACCCCAAACUGCCACAGAGUCUCGGAAUAACUCAAAGUUGAAACAGGCUCCUCCUCCACCUCCUCCAACACAAGCUCUGCCCUCACAGGAUGCAGAGUUCUACUCUGUGGAUCUGGAGCGGGACAGUAAAGGCUUUGGGUUCAGCCUGAGAGGAGGACGGGAGUACAACAUGGACCUUUAUGUGUUGAGGCUGGCUGAGGACGGGGCGGCUGUCAGGAAUGGCAAGAUGAGGGUGGGAGAUGAGAUCCUGGAGAUCAACAGCGAGAGCACAAAGAACAUGAAGCACGCACGCGCCAUCGAGCUGAUCAAGAAUGGUGGCCGGAGGGCACGCCUGGUCCUCAAGAGGGGCGAUGGAUCUGUUCCUGAAUAUGCGAUGAUGGCUCCUCAUCUCGCUGUUGGUACUAUGAGAAAUGACAAGAUGGGAGAGCCCUGUUUCUACUUAAUGGGCCAAAAUCAGACCACGACGCCAGCCAUGACGGGCACUCUCCCACACCCGGGGCACAAGACUCUCCGCAAGUGAGAACCCUGCCACCAAACAGCCGAUAUCACACCUCAUCGGAGUCCAGUUAUCCACCAGACCUUCACAAACCAUCACGCCAUGAGGAUGCUGGACAGGGUCGAGACAGGGACAGGAUGGAGCACUCGGGCCGGCACUUUAACCACCACCACCAUCACACCUGGAACAACAACCACACCAACUCCAGACAACACUCCCCGGACAACAGCACCAGCGGCGGGAACAACAAGAAGAGUCUUGGCCGCAAAUUCAAGAAGUCUGACUCGGAGAGCGGCAUCUCGAAACUCUUAAAGACUCUGCGCAAGGACAGCUCUGGGAAGAAGGCUGCAGCUGCAGCGGCGGAGAAAGAACGAGAGCGCUCCGCUAGUAGCAGUACUCUGGACCAGAGAUAUGGUCGAUCACGCCGCGGCUCCCUCGACCGCUCGCCCACCCGUAAACGCAACACUUCCCCUGACCGACGGCGGGCCAAGUCCAUGGACCGCAGGGCAGAGCGAGCACACCGGGACUGCACACCUGAGAGGGAGUAUGAUGACGGAGGGUUUCUCAGUCAUGCAGCCACUCCUGAACGACCACUCUAUGACCGUAGGCUCCUGAGGGAACCACAGACCCCAGGCAGAGCCUACAUGGAGGCCACCACCCCAGAACGCCCCAACAACGGGGCCUCCUCCCUGUCUCUCUCCAGGGACCGCACGACUGACAUGAAGGCCACCACCCCAGAACGCCCCAACAAUGGGGCCUCCUCCCUGUCUCGCUCCAGGGGCCGUACGCCCGACAGAGGCAGCCUGAAGAAUGGCAACCUCCUGAGGGACUCGUCGGCCGAGACGAGGGAUGAGAGCUACGGGAUAAACGGAACACCAGAGAGACGCUACAGGUCAGAGAGAGACUCAUCUCCAAACAGCAGCUCCAGCAGGGAGGAGCUGAACUACGCUGCAGCGCCUGCUCCCAGACUGAAGGAUUACUACAGCACACUGAAGAACAACUCCUCCGCUCACCACAACGCCAGCUACAACAAUGCAGGACUUAGCAACAAGGCAGGACAACACCACAACAACGCAGUAGGCCGUGCCCCGAACCAGUUCCCAGAGCCUAAGAGAAGGUUUUACAAAGAGAGCCCCAAGGACCUCAGCAUCUGAGUGGACAGAGCCUGGCUUCUCAGCCCUUGAUCUGUAGAGACUACAGUAAAUACACUGGACUUAGACCUCUGAGGAGAUUGACUCAUGUGAUUUAUCUGAUUGCUUGACUAAUUUGACUACUUGUGAUCCCAGACAGAGAUUCAUACCACAGCAGGAGUACAAUCUUUGUUUUAGUUCUUACUGUACGUUUCUGUUCUCGUUAUUUUGAGCAUAACUGAGGUUGUUAAUACUGUAGUGAAGUUAUGUGUAUGUGCCUAUCAAAUUACAAAUGGUGAUUUAGCUUUUUUAUAGGCGUCUCUGACUCCACAUGUGUUCCCUCUGAGGUUUCGAACAUGCUCCUUACUGUGCUAACAGGUACUUCAUGAUGAGCUUGUUUUAACAUGUUUUUAGAUGUUGUUUUCCACCCCAGAAUUGCUUUAUAAAGCAAACUAUAGCACAAGACGUUGGCAGUACAGGCAUUUUAUGGACGACUGCAGUGAAAACCUUAGUGAAUAUCAUACAGAACGAAGGCAAACAAACAUUUUAGAACCAAUGGUCAUUUUAGAAUGAAGUAAUAUAUUUCAAAUAAUACUUUUUGCAUUCGACUUGCUGUUUAUUUUCAAUUGGCACACACUAUGAGGAAGCUCAGUAAAAGGACCAAGUAAUACGCCGAUCACCUGAAAUUAAUAAUAAUUUUUACCCCUGCUGGAUUUGCUGUUUAAUCUAAGUUGGUAUGGCAUGCCCCCUUCCUUACCAAGCCCACAAACCCUCAAAAAUCAGAGAGGGGAAAGCAGACCAUCUAUUGAGAAAAACACCAGGUAUUGUUGAUAUUUCUCUCACAGAGCAGACAAGUCUAAAAACCCACCCGGAUCUGAGGCUGUUUGAGGUUUCUGUUUUUCAGUGUGUCUAAUGAUGAGCCAAGGAGGAAAACUAAAAAAAAUUAUCUCAGUAAGAGGUGUCUGGGUAGACUACCUGUGGUGGAAAUACAAUUGAACAAAGUUUUGUAUUCCUGUUCAGAGGACAGUAGAAGCAACACGUUACCUGACAGGAGCCUGUAACAUAAAACCUACUUCACAGUUAUAUGCAGCAUGGAGAGGUUGACCGAGAGGUCAAGUGGUUUUAAAGUAACCACAGUCCUAUAAUGACUUGAUCCUACAAAUGUAGGCUGCUUAUUUGAUCACACUGUUUCAGGAGAAUUUUCCCUUGAUCCUUGGCCCAUUGAUCCUAUGCAGGUGAUAUGGGAGUAUUUCUCAAGUCCCUCUCUUCCUCUCCCUGCCCAAGGAAAUUAGGUGAUGAUGUAAUAAUGUAAGGGACGUUGUUGCGAUGAUAACGGAUGGACCGUUCCAGUACAGAAGUGGGCCUAUCUGCCAGGCUGAGCCAUGCUGUCACACCACUGGAGUCUGACUGCUGCUUUGACCAUGUGUAUUCUCUGUUUUAUGUUUCACAAAAGGACUAAAAAGAUAUAGGAAAAUCCACAACAAAUGCAUUGUUUUAUCACUGUUGUUGCCAUGGUACUGUAAAAAAAACACAAAAAAAACAUUUAAAGACGUUAACCUGUUGGCCACCACCUGUACAGAAUGUCAAUAUGUAACCAAUAGGAACCCAUUGAGGACUAAAAUGUUGCCUUUUUCUUGUACAAAAGAGACAUUUAUGGGAAACCUCUUUAGUGAGGAAUGUGAUAGUGUUUAUAUUUCUGAAAUGGACCUGAUGAUUCAUGGGAAAUAUGUUAAUGUACUCUGAAUCAGGUAUGUAAAGACAUUCUAAAAAUGGACAACUUUAUUUGGUCAAUCAGAAGCUGUUUGUUGGUUUGAAUAUCUCUCGAUGGUUAGCCUGCCUUUGUAUUAUAAAGCACUUGUAUGCAGUCUGUGUUCUUUAAGCAUUAUUGUAAUGUGCUCCAGACAUAAUGCUAUCUCUGUGUUGAUAAAAGCAUUACAUGUAUAUGGGCCAAUCUUUUUUUAUAAAACACUAUGCAUAUAUAAAUACUACAUUGUUCAUAGCUUUAUUUAACCCAUGAAGCUAUAUAUAACAUUAGUCUAAGUACAAGUAGAUGUGGACUUAACCAGUAAAGCUUCUUUCCUUGAGAUGGAUCACAAUGUAUAUGUAGCUAUCAAAAAGAAGUCUGUGAAUGCUAUUUUUAUUAUCAAAUAAAGUUUUCCAUACAAAUUCAAAAA